UUCCUCGUGUCUGCGAUCCACACGCACAACGACGAUUGUUGUCCUGCACCGCUGCACCCACGUUGCCUUCGACUGGAAGAAGCCAAGACAAGCCAAGAGAGGGAAAAGGAGAGCCGCUGUGCCUUGGAAGAACACGCACGCACACACACACUCUCUCUCACGCACACACACCCCUUUUCCAGUCAAAGGGCAGGAGCGAACAAGGCAAAUCGCUGUCGUUCAACGCAAACAAAAAUACAAACACAAACACAACCAUGGGCGAUGAUAUGCGUGCCAUGCAGCGCAAAGAGCACCACAAUCGUCUUGAGCGACAGAGACGCGACGACAUCAAGAACAGAUUUAACGAGCUGAGAAGAGUGCUUCCCGAUGACGCCCUCGGCUCGAAGGCGUCGCGUGCCAAGGUGCUGACCGCUGUUGCAGACUACAUUGAGGACAUGGAGACGCGCAACCAAUCCCUUGAGGCGAAGAAGCAGCAGUUGCAGCGGCAGCUGUUGGAAGUCCGUCAAGCCGUUGCGAAUCACGAGGCGAUGCUCCAGCAGCAACAGCAGCAACAGCAGCAACAGCAAGCGUCACAGCAGCAACAGCAGCCGCAGCAACAACAACCACCCAUACCAAUGCAAUCCCAGCAGCCGUCGCAUCCCCAACAAUUUACGCAAUAGCUCCUACGUGGCACGGUUCUGUCCGUUGUUUGUGCCUUGUCUGUGCAUACGCUCCACAUGUCCCACAACAUGUGCCAACGCAAGUAUAUUUCUUGGGCUUGGCGAUUGCCCCAUCGAUUUACUGCCCGCGCCCACUCGCAAAUACACACACACACAUACACACAAUAUACACACACAUACACAUCUCCCUGUCUCUUUCUUGACCCUCCGGUUGGCGCGCAACACAUGGUUACAAUGCAGUACAACGACACCAUGAUGAU
Messenger RNA from Salpingoeca rosetta, 919 nucleotides. RefSeq lists its product as uncharacterized. Gene Ontology annotation, biological process: positive regulation of transcription by RNA polymerase II. The record is from RefSeq and is a predicted model, not a curated record. Bases 255 to 659 code for a protein of 134 amino acids. NCBI's taxonomy places the organism in Eukaryota, Choanoflagellata, Craspedida, Salpingoecidae. Gene Ontology annotation, cellular component: RNA polymerase II transcription regulator complex. The transcript has 5 exons. Gene Ontology annotation, molecular function: protein dimerization activity; DNA-binding transcription factor activity.